CGAAUAUCGCGCUUUCAGUCAGCCCGCAGCCUCUCUAUCGGCCGUGUUGGUUCUCUAUAUCUCGCGCGGCAACCCGAGCACUUCUUUUCGCAAAGAAGCGACGCGAGGCGGCAGAACGUAUGUCGGGUUAAUAAUGCUUGUGACGAUCGGCUGAGGUUUUCUCGGACGAACGAAGUACGCGAGUGCGUCGACCGCCGCGAUCAGUGAGUCGAGGGACUCGACUCGAGAGACAAUGGAUAAACUGAUCGUAUCCUGCGUACUUCUUGUCUGUCUGCACGCGUUCCUUCUGCCCUGUGAAGGACUCAGCAGUACGAGUGCUAAUCGAGGAUACGUGUUCACCGCGCCGAGGAGGUUCUUGGCCGGUGAGACCGAGAGCGGCUGCUUGUCCCUACACAAUCUAGAACCGCCGGCACAUGUUGUCCUGGAAUUGCUAUCUCCGUCAAUUACGAAGGACGAGGUAUUGGCCAGUACGAGCAAUGUCAUCAAAACAGGGAUAGAAACGUGUCUGGAAUUAGUAGUACCACGGACGGACAACUUCAAAGCACGAUUGCGAUUGAAGAUCACGUUUGAUAAGUAUCCCGAUUAUGUCGUGGAGACGGAGAAGGAAGUUUACAUCGAGCACGAUUCAUUAAUCUCGUUCGUAGAGACAGAUAAGCCGGUCUACAAGCCAGGUCAAGAUGUAAACAUCAGGAUUCUCAUGCUGAAGCAUGAUUUGAAACCUUGGAAGAAAAUGAUACCGAAAGUAUGGAUCGAGAAUCCAUCCGAGAUACGAGUAGCACAGUGGACCAACGUUAGUACCGAAAAUGGAAUGGUGCAAUUGAAGUUCCCUCUAUCACCGGAACCGAGUCCGGGUACUUGGAAAGUCAAGGUGGAAAAGAAAAAGUCGCAGCCUCAAUUGGUUCAUACGACCAUGUUCGAAGUAAAGAAAUAUGUACUCCCGAGAUUUCAAGUAACCAUAACUUCACCGGGAUAUAUUCUCGCGGAUGCGGAGAAUGUUACUUGGAAUAUAUGCGCCAAAUACAGUUACGGUAAACCGGUAAAAGGUACUUUACUUUUAAAAUCCACACCUCAAACACCAAUGUGGAGACGAAAGUCGAAUCUCCCAGAAAUACAUUACGAAACAGAGCUGGAUUCGCCGGACGGUUGUACAGAAUUUGUACUAUCAGGCGCGGUGCUCGGACUAGCUCAUUGGAAAGUCGCACCGAAUAAUAUUGUUCUCAUAGCAAAUUUCACCGAAGCCGGUACCGGUAUAGUAGAAACGACAACUAGUCGAACCGUUGUUGUGCAUCAGGCUCUAAAACUAGAGUUUCUGCCGUAUACACCCAAGUACUUCAAAUUAGGUCUACCAUAUCAUGGAAAGUUACGAGUCUCACGACACGAUGAUACCCCAGCAGCGCACGAAAAGAUUCAGCUUUGCCUACGAGUGCGCGGCAAAGAUGAGUGGCUUCGCGUAGUAGUAGAAUGCCGUAAUUUCACAUCCUCAUCCGACGGCUUUGUUGACUUCAUUGUACCAUUGUCGCAUCGGAAUAUCGUUUUGUUGAGUUUUGUUGCGACGGGUGUCGACUAUCCCACAAAGUAUUAUUCACCGGACACGCGUUGGCGAGUUUUUAUGGAUCAACCAUCGGCGCACAUUGACGUGAGUCCUUGGUAUUCGCCAUCAGACAGUUACCUGACGGUAGCUCGAGGUUAUCAACCGAUUGUCUGCGGGGAGAAAUAUUCCUUCAACGUUAUGUAUACGGUGCCGGCGAAGAGUAAGACCAAUGAAUCCAUUUCUUUUCAUUACUCAAUCAAUUCCAAGGGAGACCUGUUAAUAUAUGGCCACGUGAAACACCGACCGACUAGAGACACGGUCCUGAAUUAUUCGGAAUUCCGGAACUUAUUAGGCGCUGUCGAGACGCCAGGAAACAAGACCAGUCAGGAUACCAUUGUUCACAGAUUCCCCCUGAGCGUCAAAAUCACACCGUCUAUGGCACCCAUCUCAGAAUUGUUGCUUUACUACGUUCGUCCGGAUGGCGAGAUCGUCGCUACUACAUACUCAAUCAAAGUGGGACAUUGUUUCGAGAAUAAAGUGAAAUCCGCCUGGCACACCGACGUUCAGACUCCGGGAACGGCUACCUUGUAUCAUGUGGAAGCCGCCCCGUGGUCUCUCUGCGGAAUCUCGGCAGUCGAUAAGUCCACCCGUUUCUUGGGAGGAUCUAAAUCAAAUCUACUUGACGCGGAUCAGAGCUUCGAGCAAUUAAAGAGAUUCCAUAUCGAGCCAGAGACACGUCCUAUUUGGACAUGGACUCAUUGCAAAACGACAACACAGCAUGAAAGUAAUACUGAGGAGAUCGAUCAUCUACCGAUUCCUGCUUUGAGAGCGUUACCUGUUUGGUCACGCAUAAGAAGCAGAAGAACCGCGAUGCUUCACGGGGACGUGAAUUACGUGGAUGCCGUACAAGCAUUCGAUGAUUUCGGAGCUGUUGUGAUGAGCGAUUUGAUACUUGAGACACGACCUUGCCCUCAAUUUUUCACUGGCUUUGCGCAGGCAAGAGAUUUUUUGGGUGUCCGUAAUAUGGUUCUUCGUGCUGGCAUAGAGCAAGAACCUGCAAUAGUUAACAAGGCAAUGAGAACAUUGCCCAUGGCAGUUCCAUUACUCAACUUGAGCCCCGAACACAGUUACGUGGAUUCGGUGCCUGAUCAAUCUGUGACUCUCAGAUCCUAUUUUCCUGAAACCUGGCUUUGGGAAUUAGUUCCAACUGGGAAAGAAGGUAAAGUGACCAUAGAGCGGACUCUGCCUGAUACCAUCACUGAUUGGAUUGGAUACACCACGUGUAUUUCACCUACACACGGCCUCGGGAUAGCUCCACCGACAACUAUCACGGGCUUCCAACCGUUCUUCCUCGAUUACAAUCUACCAUACAGUGUGAAACGCGGGGAAUUGUUGCGUAUGAAAGUCUCUCUGUUCAAUUAUAUGCAGCACAGCCUACCAGUGAAAAUCAAGCUGGAGGACGCGACGGGGCUUGACUUGCAUUUGUCGCACGCGGUCGCUUCGUUUUGUGUGAAACCUCGUGACAGUGUAGUGCACGAAUACAUUCUCAGACCGCGAGUUCUCGGUGAUGUUAAUAUCACAGUUUCUGCUUCGAUUGACUCGGAUUACGCUGAGCCGUGUGGCCCGGAAACGCUUCUGUAUACACGAGAUGUGAUUGUGAAGCCGAUACUCGUGCUACCGGAAGGCUUCCCCGUAGAAACGACUAAGUCGGCGUUUAUUUGCCCGAAGGAUUUUAGCGACGACUCCACCAUCACUUGGGAUCUCGAUUUACCUGAAGACCUAGUGCCCGAGAGUGCGAGAGCGUAUGUAUCCUUGAUAGGAGAUAUUUUAGGGCCCGCUCUCGAGAAUCUAGACAGUCUCGUUCGUUUGCCACUUGGUUGUGGCGAGCAAAAUAUGAUUCUCUUCGUCCCUAACAUUCAUGUGAUUGGUUAUUUGGACGCAACUGGUGUGGAAAAUUCGGAACUACGAGCGAAAGCGGUGAAGAAUAUGGAAAAAGGAUACCAACGUGAAUUGAUAUACAGACAUCCAGAUGGUUCAUAUUCUGCGUUUGGUCCAGAAAGUUCAGAGAGCUCGAUCUGGCUGACCGCAUUUGUAAUAAAAUCUUUCGCCCAAGCAAGAAGUAUAAUUCAUAUCGAUGAACGGGAUUUGAAGAUUUCUGUGAAGUGGAUGAUGAAAAAACAAUUGGAGAAUGGAUGUUUCCCAGUGAUAGGCAGAGUAUUCCACAAGGACAUGAAGGGCGGUUUGCAAGACGAUGACAGUUCUUCCACGGCGUUGACAGCAUAUAUAUUAAUUUCUCUCUUACAAUCGGGCGUACCAUUGACACCAUCGCUCGUAAACAACGCUCUACACUGUCUGGAGAAAGGAAUGGCAAACGGCGGCGAUACAACGUACACAGCGGCUCUAUCUACGUACGCUCUCGCGUUGUUGGAACACCCGAGAGCGAACAACAGUUUAAAAUUACUUAUGGAUCGUGCAACGCGGAAUCAUGAUCUCCUCUGGUGGGAAGACAAGUACAAACCCUCGCUGGGGCUCAGCAUCGAAAUGACAGCAUACGCCGUAUUGUCAUUUGUAAAGCUAGGCGGAGAAGCAAACAUGGUCGAGGCGUUGAAGGCAGUCCGCUGGAUGUCGAAGCAACGAAACGCGGAAGGUGGCUUCACGUCCACGCAAGACACUGUUCUUGGCUUGGAGGCGCUUACCAAAUACGCCGCCGCAAUGUCGAGCAACAGUACGGACUUGUCAGUGCUCGUGACGGCCGGCGAUGUCGACCAGGUGUACAGGAUGCACAACGACAACCGCAUGGUUCUCACACAAAUACGUUUGCCCAUACUACCUACGACAGUCGAGAUCUUCGCUGAGGGCGAGGGCUGCGUCUUAGUACAGAGUAACAUAAAAUAUAAUGUCGCACAUGCGACCGGCUCUGAAGCCUUCGAUCUGUCGGUCGGUGCUACUUCAGUGCUAGCAUCCGUGGAUGAAUGCUCGAUGCAGAAGAUUACAAUCUGCACGCGAUAUAAAAUGGCAGAUGGGGAGAGUAACAUGGCACUGCUGGAAAUUGGUAUGAUAAGCGGAUAUGUUCCAGACCGUGCGAGUCUUCAUUCUCUGUUAGAAGAUCCGGCUACAAAAGUAAAGCGUUUCGAAGAAGAUCGCGACGUCGUUAGUAUUUAUUUCGACAAGUUAAUCAGCCAGAAGACUUGCAUAUCGCUCAUCGUGACUAGAGAAAAUAUCGUCGACAGACUCGAGCCGGCGAAUGUGAAACUUUAUGAUUACUAUCAGCAAGAAUUAACGAUAUCCAGUAGCUACAGCUUUGCUCCGACUUGUAGUAGUGCCAAUCCGAGUGAAGAAGCAGAGAUUCCCAAUCCAGUGCCUGUGGAAGUGGAGCAACCGAGGAAAGACAACACAAAGAACAUAGGCAAAGAUGAAAUAAUUGAGAAAGCAGCUAAGAGUGGCAUGGGCAAGGAAAUUCCGAAUCCGAAGAACGGAAUUAUAGAGGAAGCAAGUAAUGCCAGUCAUAAACCAGCACCUCAAGAAGACCUGGUCGAACAACUCCGCGAUAAGGUGACAGUAGCAAAACCGACACUGAUAACUGGUAUACAAUCAAAGUACGAAAACGUCCCUCUGGUAGAGAAUUCCAAUCUCAAGAUAAAUACGGAUGAUAUUGCUAGCAUAGCAAAUGUUCGCAUAGGCAACAACAACGGCAUUGCGUCUGGUAACGCGGAUGUUCCACAGACAGAAAUUGGGAGCGGUCAAACGCCGGAUGAACCGGAUAUCAACCUGAAUCCUAUUUUCGACAGACUUGAGCCUCCUAGUGUAAGUCUCGAGGAUAUAGAGGGAUCAUCAGUUUUCAACAAGCAGGAUCAAGAUGCCAAUUUUGAUGGGAAUCCGAAUUUCGUCGUAGUUGAUCACGAAUUAGCAACGCCCGACGGAAUCGAAGGACCCACGCCAGUCUACAUCAAGCCAGACACGACGAAUAUCGACAGCGAAACACCGUUGGAUACGAUCAAUCUCACCGUUUCGGCAGAAAACGUGGAUCCAAGUGAAGUUCCUUCACAAUCAUCGCCAUCAGCAUUAGCUUCUAACAAAUCUUGUCCUGUAUGCGGUGACGAAUUACCGUCGGACAUCAAUGAGUUUUAUUGCUCCGCCAACAGUGUUGUAAAAGCAGCAAUCAGACGACUACGAAAGGCGAGACUUCUGUUGGAUAUAUCACCGUCACAGCCAGUUAAACGUCUUCGUUCGACAAUCGCGUUUGUUUUGGAUCCAAAUUGUUCUUGCCCACCUUUAGAUAAACCUGGUGAUUUGGCGUUAAUGAUGCAUCAUGCGGACAAUGAGUUCGGCAAGCGUUCGCACAGCCAGUAUGUCUUGGAUGAAUGGGUCUCUAUAUACGGAUUGCAACCUGUUGGUGGUGUUCCGCAAGAGAUAAUAGAUGCUCGAUUAACGUGUACAAAAUAAGAUGGACCUGAUCCUUCUACGAUUGACUGAUUUUCGGCGUUGUGCCGUUUUGUUAUGUAUACUGUCCUCGCUGAGGCUCGGUUCGCGAAAAGCUAUCGAGUUACGUCAAGAAGAGAUCAAUUGCGAAAAUUUACCGAGUUAAAAGCCAUUAUAAUUCGAUUGUUACGAGACAUCCGUGAUAAAUCGACGGCAAAUUUCAUGCAAGAUAUUUUAAUUAAUUUUUGAAUAAUAAAUUAAAAUUUACGUUGCAAGUAUUUCUGAUUUACUCUAAAAUUUCGUUUUAAUACAACACAAGUCUCUACAUUGCGAAUUCCAUAUUAUUGAAAGACGCGAUAUCCAAGGGAAUAGGAUAUCAUUUUCACAAUGAAAGAUACAAUACGUUAUCGUAAUUCGUAAUUGUGAAUAGAGCGAAUAACUAAUGAAUUAAAUAAACUGUAAAUAAAGAACAGUAAUUUACGACAUGAUAA
Messenger RNA from Harpegnathos saltator (Jerdon's jumping ant), 6441 nucleotides. Its product is annotated as murinoglobulin-1. Gene Ontology annotation, cellular component: extracellular region. The record is from RefSeq and is a predicted model, not a curated record. The coding region runs from base 233 to 5974 and encodes 1913 amino acids. Gene Ontology annotation, molecular function: endopeptidase inhibitor activity. NCBI's taxonomy places the organism in Eukaryota, Metazoa, Arthropoda, Insecta, Hymenoptera, Formicidae. The transcript is spliced from 25 exons.